CCGCCGGUGCCCGGCGCCGCCGGCCGCCAUGGGGGAACAACCUAUCUUCAGCACCCGAGCUCAUGUCUUCCAGAUUGACCCAAACACUAAGAAGAACUGGGUUCCCACCAGCAAGCAUGCUGUUACUGUGUCCUACUUCUAUGACAGCACAAGAAAUGUCUACAGGAUAAUCAGUUUGGAUGGCUCAAAGGCAAUAAUAAACAGCACUAUCACCCCCAACAUGACAUUUACUAAAACAUCCCAGAAGUUUGGCCAAUGGGCAGACAGCAGGGCAAAUACAGUCUAUGGCUUGGGAUUUUCAUCUGAGCAUCAUCUUUCAAAAUUUGCGGAAAAAUUCCAGGAAUUCAAAGAAGCCGCACGGCUAGCAAAGGAAAAAUCACAAGAAAAGAUGGAGCUGACAAGUACACCCUCUCAAGAAUCGGCUGGAGGGGAUAUUCAGUCUCCUUUAACGCCAGAAAGCAUUAACGGGACAGAUGACGAGAGAGCUACGCCAGAAGUGACACAGAAUUCAGAACCAAGGGCUGAACCAACCCAGAAUGCAUUGCCAUUUACCCAUAGUUCGACAAUCAGCAAGCAUUGGGAGGCAGAACUGGCCACGCUCAAGGGUAAUAAUGCUAAGCUCACAGCAGCCCUGCUGGAGUCCACUGCCAAUGUAAAACAAUGGAAACAACAGCUUGCUGCAUAUCAGGAGGAAGCAGAACGUCUUCAUAAGCGCGUGACUGAGCUAGAGUGUGUGAGCAGUCAAGCCAAUGCAGUCCACACACAUAAAACAGAAUUAAAUCAGACAAUACAGGAAUUAGAAUCUACACUGAAGAAGAAAGAAGAGGAAAUCGAAAGAUUGAAACAAGAAAUUGACAAUGCCAGAGAACUCCAGGCACAGAGGGAUUCUUUGACCCAGAAGUUACAGGAAGUAGAAAUUCGAAACAAAGACCUGGAAGGCCAGCUGUCUGACCUAGAGCAACGUCUGGAGAAAAGUCAGAAUGAGCAAGAAGCUUUUCGCAAUAACUUGAAGACACUUUUAGAAAUUCUUGACGGAAAAAUAUUUGAACUAACAGAAUUACGAGAUAACUUGGCCAAGCUAAUAGAAUGCAGCUAAAGAAAAUGGGAUUUCAGUGCCAAUCAGCUUAAAGAUGCACUGUCUCUCUUCGUAGGACUUUGUUGGGCUCUGCAUCAAAGUUGCACAAAAUUAGAAAUGCUCCUCUGAGAGGGUUUGUUUUAAAUUUGAGUCAUAUUUCAAUGUAAAAUUCAGAACUCAGCUUGUAGCUAGCUGAAGAGAAAAAAAGAAACAACAAAAAGCUUGAAUUACAAAUUACCUCCUUGUACUUUAUUGGCCAUAGAUAACUUGAAUGGUAUUAACACUAAUUGAAUGCAAUCCUUUUCUAAUUAUCAGUGAUAGAAGAAUUACCAGUGUCCCAGAUACAUCUGUUUUUUGUGACAGACACAAUAUAGGCCAUCUUCUCUUUUAUUUAUUUAAUAUAUUUAAUUGCUAUGUUUUGUGCAAGAACUUACUGAUGACAGCCCUGUAUUUUGUUGUUAAUAAUUUCUCAGGAUUCUUUGCGCUGUGGAAAAACAGUGCCAUUACCAAUUUAUUCUUGCCAGGAGUGAGAGAAAGUUGCAUCUUUAAUUGAAACAAAGUUCCUAAUUGCUUGUGUGAAGUUAUUCUUUUUGGGUAUUUCAGUUGGUUGGUCAGCUGGUUUUUGUUUGUUCGUUUGUUUUUUUAAUCUAUAUAUAUACUGGGAUAUACCGUAUUUCUUUAUGGAGCUUACUCUGGUGUUCUACAAUAUUGUCCACUGUAAGGUUUACAUUAUCAUAUGAAUUCCUUGUAAUUACAGUGAAAUACUAUUUCCACUAAAUCUGUAUGUUGAAGCCAACCGAUGAUGGCAGGUGAGUCCCCGAGGAAAAAAAGAAAAAAAAGGAAAAAUGAGAAUUUUGAAUGUAAGAUUUGACAUGCACAGAUAACGAGGAGCAGCUGGUCAUUUGCUGUCUGGCCUUGCUACAUAUUUCAAAUACCUAUGUCAAAUUAACUGUUAGCCUGUUCUGCAGGAGACUUUCUCAGAAUGUCACAUGAAUUUCAGAUUUUGUGAAUAAUGGCUUAUGGGGAGCAAUAUUUAUUAAGACUGCAUUAAGGGCAAGAGAUGUUGCAAGGGACUACUUGGACACUGAAAUUGUCCAGCCAAGAAGGGUGUUUGUAAAAUUUUUGCUGUCACAACAAGUUGAAAUGGAGACGUGUUUACUCUCUUAUGGGUCUUCAUAUCACAUCCUUAUUGAAACAACACCAAGCAGUAUU
Molecule: messenger RNA, 2287 nt
Organism: Lagopus leucura (white-tailed ptarmigan)
Lineage: Eukaryota; Metazoa; Chordata; Aves; Galliformes; Phasianidae
Gene: HOMER1
Product: homer scaffold protein 1
Exons: 9
Coding region: 29-1096 (355 amino acids)
Biological process (GO): regulation of store-operated calcium entry; G protein-coupled glutamate receptor signaling pathway
Cellular component (GO): plasma membrane; dendrite; postsynaptic density
Molecular function (GO): G protein-coupled glutamate receptor binding
Source: RefSeq, a predicted model, not a curated record